AUCGUAUUGGCACCAGCGGGUCUCGCAGAAAACAUCGCCCUGCUCGCCUACCUCACGGCCCUCAUUAACACGGUUUAUACGCAAGAAGAAGGUGAAUUUUGGCAAGAGGGGCAAUUUGCGCGAUGCACCCUAGAGGAAGUAGGCAGAUACAUCGUGGCUGGCGAGCUUGCAAUUGCCUGGCGACACGGCUCCGCACAGACGGACACGAAAGACUUGAUGGGCUGUGUGCGCGUACAGAUGAUCGACAGCCGGACUGGCGAGUUUGGGGUCUUGAUGUGCGAUCCUGCCUCUCGCGGCUUGGGUCUCGGCCGCGACCUACUCAAGUUUGCAGAGACCUGGGCCAGGAAGCAAGGUGCCGAGGUGAUGCAGUUGGAGUUGUUGAUCCCGGACGGCUGGCAUCAUGCUUCCAAGGCGAGGUUGGCCAUCUGGUACGAGAGAGCUGGGUUCGGGCUCAUCCGCGUGGGAGAUGUGGUCGACGAGUUCCCCCAUCUAACCCCUAUUCUCGUGCGGCCUGCCAAAGUUUGUGUCUAUCACAAGGCCUUG
Molecule: messenger RNA, 543 nt
Organism: Lasiosphaeria miniovina
Lineage: Eukaryota; Fungi; Ascomycota; Sordariomycetes; Sordariales; Lasiosphaeriaceae
Exons: 1
Molecular function (GO): acyltransferase activity, transferring groups other than amino-acyl groups
Source: RefSeq, a predicted model, not a curated record